This is a messenger RNA of Pyricularia oryzae 70-15, 2272 nucleotides long. RefSeq names its product ubiquitin carboxyl-terminal hydrolase. Gene Ontology annotation, molecular function: cysteine-type deubiquitinase activity. The record is from RefSeq and is a predicted model, not a curated record. Gene Ontology annotation, biological process: protein deubiquitination; ubiquitin-dependent protein catabolic process. The transcript is spliced from 7 exons. Gene Ontology annotation, cellular component: cytoplasm. Lineage: Eukaryota; Fungi; Ascomycota; Sordariomycetes; Magnaporthales; Pyriculariaceae. The coding region runs from base 616 to 2040 and encodes 474 amino acids.
AAAAUUCUAGGAUCUAUGCCUCAUGUAUGGAACUUGACACCACAGCUCUAACGGCGCACUCUGGGAACCUUUUUCUUUCUUUCUUUUAACCAAUAUUUUCGACGAUAUCGUCACAUGGACAAAUACGGUAACUCAACCCAUCCUUAUCGCAUUGUCCAACUUUCAGAGUCAAUUGUCCAGAUACAAUGCAGACGUAUUUCUGUAUAACAUAAGAACUCCAUAAGAAAUCCUCAGCCUGCGACUUCUUGUUGCGGCGAUUACUUGGAUGCCUGUACAGGCCCAGCGGUGCUCAACCUACCUACCUAGGUAGGUACCUUACUUAAGGUCAUCUACGGUGAACGAACAACCAGCCACAAUCUCACGGCAAACGUCACCGCCGCUUUACUGAUCGAUGAUCUGAAUUUCCCUGGAGUAAUAUAAAAUUUGCCUCGGGAUAAGAAAAUAAAAAAUCCACGAGGACAUCAGCCUCUCAAACAAUCGACAACUAGUAUCGGCAUCAUCCGCGGUGAGGAUCUCACAAUUCCUGAAUCGCUCCUGGUUGGCUUUACCUACGGAAUUUUCACAUCAGCUAGGCGAAUCGCUGAGAUUUUCGAUAUUAUUAUUCAUACCAUCACCAUGUCCGAUAACGCAACCGCUGAGAUCAGUAGCCGUCGAUCGGGGAGAGUACGACCCGAGAUCUCGUACAAGGAGCGAGACGAUAAGGACAGCUAUGACGAACUUCGACGUGCUCAAGGAUACACCGUCAAGAGACAGCGAAAAGAUCUGUCCAUCAAAGGCCAUCAAAACGGAAUCCAAAAAGCUGAUGAAGAGGCAGACGCUGUUUGCACCAAUCAAGGUCCGGACCUCCUUGACGAUGUACUCAACUUUCCGCCCGAGGAGUUGGAAGCAUACGAGGGCUGGGUUGAGCUUGAAUCAGAUCCGGCACAUUUCAACUACAUACUGCACACACUUGGCGUGUCCAAUGUCCGUAGCGAGGAAAUUUUCAGCAUGGAUGAGACAGAGAUAGCGGCGCUCAGAAAACCAAUCUACGGAUUUAUAUUUUUAUUCGAAUGCGAGGGGGUUCCAAUCUCAGACGAGAUAGUCCCCCCUCCAUCGAAUAUGUGGUUUGCCGCACAGACUGCCUCGAAUUCGUGUGCUACAGUUGCCCUGUUGAAUGUUUUGAUGAACUGCGAUGAAGUAGCUAUGGGCGAAAAAGUGCGUAAGUUCAAGGAAGAAACUGCAGACAUGGUGCUCUCGCACAGAGGUGCAUACUUGUCCCAGAACAAGUUUCUCCGGUCAACCCACAACACAUUUGCGCGUCGUCUCGACCUCAUGGACGCAGACUUGGGUAUGAUGAAUCAAUGGGAAGAGCGUAACAAGCGCCAAAACAAGGGAAAGUCCGGCAAGCGCAAGCGCAAGGCCCUUGACCCAGACUCAGCCAAGCAUUACGUGGGAUAUAUUCCUCACGAUGGUCAGCUGUGGGAGCUCGAUGGGUUGGAUGGAGGUGUCAUUUGCUUAGGACCAUAUCAGGGGGACUGGGCCUGUGCCGUGAUACCCCAUAUCCAGAGAAAGGUUGAAGAGCUUGGUCUCCAGGCCAACCUACUCGCACUCUCCCACAAUCCCCAAGCCAGCGUGCGCCAGAAGCUUGCAGCGAACAUGGCCUGCUAUGAGGCACUCCUACAAAAAUUGGCUGCCAAUCCAACACUGAAGAGUAGCGCGGAGCAGGAUUCAAGUUACAUCACAUGCAAACAAGAACACGCCGAGCAGUUGGAAAAGAUUGGCCUAACAUACGAAGAAGCUGUGGCGAUAGCAGCCCCUCAAGAAUUUUUGAAGGAGUUGGACGGACCGGAAAUGACACCCGAGCAUGCGGAUACAGCUAUGAGGAGGUUAAUAGCUGAGCAACGUGAUCUGAGACUGCAGUAUGACGCAGCCCGGGAAAGCGGUAACGAGGAUCUCGCUGCUGCGCGUCGCCGAUGUCAGGACUACACUCCUUUGGUCCAUGGAUGGCUGCGUGCCAUGGGCGAAGCUGGUGUACUGGAAGCCCUUGCAGAUUCGCAAUAGGCGGGCGCUUUUUUCAUAUGGGGGUUAAUUUUCCCGCCGGUAGUUGCGAUAAUAUGUAUUUGUGUAAGCAGUGGCACGCUUGCUUUCGAUACUGUUUGGACGAGGUUCUUAGAUGGAUGAGGAGCAUCUAGCAAUUAUCCAACAUAGCCAUCACACUCAUAGCAAUAGACAUUGGCCACACAAUGUAUUCUUCGUUUAUCCAGCUUGAGAAUAGUAUGUUAAUACAUUAGAG